AUGUUGGUUUUAUUUGAUCAGAUGGACGGCUCUAUGGCUUCUGGGAUUGACAAUGAGAAAGCAACUACAGACGUUGAUGACUCUAGAUGGGAGGCUUUUGAUAUUUCAUCUUCAGAAGAUGAAUAUGAAGUACCUUCGUCUGAUGAUGAUGAUAGCAUUUUUGGUGAUCUUGUAUCUGAGUCUGAUAAUAUGGACAUCGAUGAUGAAGACAUCAUAAGUGGUACAGAUGAUGAACCCACUUCUGAAAAUACGAGUGAUGUUGUUGUAAUCAGAAACAGUGAGCUCACCUACUACGGGAAUUCUGAUUUGGAAGACUUUGCUUAUGGAGAGGAUGUUCCUGAGCAGUCAAAAUCAUUAGAAGGGGGGGUUUCACAGCUGUCAAAAUAUGAAUGCAAAAGCGAAGUGACAGGAAGUUCCCAGAUGGACCAUACUAAGCAGGAAGAUAAUAAGGAUCCAUAUCAUAUUGAUGCUGAAAUGAGCAGACAGCGAAAGUAUGAGGCUGCAAAGGCCAUGAUCUUUCUUUCCGAAGAGGCUGCCUAUUAUUUCUACAACAAGUAUGCCAAAGAACAUGGUUUUAGCAUUCGACGCGAGAAGAAAAAGGAACGCCUUGAUGAAUUAGGGACACCCACCAUGAGUGUGUCGUAUAACAGAAAAAGGAAGAUCAAGGCUCAUCAGAAAUCUAGGAUCAUGUCACUAGGAGCUGCUGGGAUGAGAUUAUUCAACAUUAUGAGGACAUUUAUCAGUGACACUGGAAAAUACAGCAGGGUACGAUUUGUAAGAAAGGAUCUUUACAACAUGUCUUGCCGUGAAAAGAGGAAGAUGAUUGCAAAGGGUGACGCUAACACAACCAUUGGCAUUAUAGAGAAGAGAAAGCGAGAUGAUCCUGAAUUCUAUUUUGAUUACAAGCUUGGUAAAGGUGGAAAAUUGUUACACCUGUUCUGGCGUGAUUCUCAGUCUCGGCAGGACUAUGCCGACUUCGGUGACGUGUUGGUGUUUGACAGCACGUACAAAACAAAUCGGUAUGCUAUGCCGUUCAUACCUUUUGUGGGAAUAAACAAUCACCGCCAGACUACUAUUUUUGCAUGCGCCAUUGUCUCGGACGAAAAGGAAGUAACAUACAAGUGGUUGUUAGAAACAUUCCUGAAAGCCAUGUAUCAGCAGAAGCCUAAAGGGAUCAUCACUGAUGGGGAUGCUGCAAUGAUCGCCGAUGUUGGUAAAGUCUUUCCAGGCGUGUGGUACCGUGUUUGUACGUGGCAUAUUGAGAAGAACAUGAAGAAGCACAUUGACCCCCUGGCUCACAAUGAAUUUCGGUCGCUGCUGUACUACACCACUUCGGAACAAGUAUUCGAGGGGAGAUGGAGGGCAUUCGUCGAGAAGCACCAGACGGAAUUAACCAAAGAAUGGAUGAAGAGGAUGUAUAGGAGGAAGAAGUUGUGGUCAGCCGCGUAUCUAGCGAAUGGAUAUUUCCUCGGAAUGAAAAGCAACCAGAGGAGCGAGAGUUUGAACUCAACCCUACACACCCACCUUGACUUUGGACUGACAAUGGUGGAUAUGGUUGUGCACUACGAGAAUAACAGUAGCCGUGUCCGGGAGGAAGAGGCCCGCCAGGACACCAUAGACUCUCAGACAGUACCGGUUGCAGUUACCACGUACAAGGAUAUAGAGAUGUCUGCUGCCCGUAAAUUCACUGCUACAAACUUCUACCUCGUUCAAGGGGAGCUGAAAAAGAUUGGGGGCCUAGAGAUUUGGAGUAUAGACCUGAAAGCAAAGAGGAAACAAUAA
Lolium perenne is the source of this 1782-nucleotide messenger RNA. The record is from RefSeq and is a predicted model, not a curated record. Lineage: Eukaryota; Viridiplantae; Streptophyta; Magnoliopsida; Poales; Poaceae.